Messenger RNA from Soboliphyme baturini, 285 nucleotides. The record is from the annotation of a GenBank genome assembly. NCBI's taxonomy places the organism in Eukaryota, Metazoa, Nematoda, Enoplea, Dioctophymatida, Soboliphymatidae.
AUGAGAACUGCAGCGCUGCCAAAUUUCCGCAAGUUGCAAAGUCGUGUCCUCCAUGAUAAUCGGCCGUUCAGCGAAGGCCUCCCUCGCGGAAACUACACCGUCGAUAUAACUUACAAUUUUCCCGUUUCUGCUUUCGACGGUCGGAAACGGUUCAUCAUAAGUACGACCUCAUGGAUCGGUGGCCGAAAUCCGUUUUUGGGAAUCGCCUAUUUGGUCGUAGGUUCAGUUUGUAUUGUGAUGGGCCUCACGUUUCUAGGGAUUCAUGUGAAAUUCGGAAGAUCGUGA